This is a messenger RNA of Didymosphaeria variabile, 1644 nucleotides long. RefSeq lists its product as uncharacterized. The transcript is spliced from 4 exons. Lineage: Eukaryota; Fungi; Ascomycota; Dothideomycetes; Pleosporales; Didymosphaeriaceae. The record is from RefSeq and is a predicted model, not a curated record. Bases 1 to 1644 code for a protein of 547 amino acids. Gene Ontology annotation, molecular function: ATP-dependent protein folding chaperone; ATP binding.
AUGAUCGGUACGAAAGAGAAAGUGCCCAGCGAAAUUGCGUACCUGCCGGAUGGUAUCAAGUGGGGUGGCCUCAUUCUCCCUCACGUCCAGCGCAACAUGUGGACCAAGCUCGAGCUUGAUGCUCCGAGGCAAGGUGAGGCCGAGGCUAUUCGUCAAGAGCUCGCGCUCCUCACAAUCAUGGGAGGACCUGCUCAGAAGACGCCGGUCGAGAUCGUUGCCGACUAUCUUGGUCAGGUCAAGAACCACCUCAUCAAGAACCUCGACAACCAGUAUGGCCCGAAGCUCUGGCGCACACUGCCCAUUACGCUGGUGAUCACGGUUCCUGCUGUGUGGUCCGAUUCAGCGAAGCACAAGACACUAGAAGCCGUAUUCAAGGCCGGCUUCAAUGCCACCUACUUUCCGCAUUUGCGGCACACCGUCACCACAACCGAGCCAGAGGCUGCCGCAAUAUACACCAUCAAAUCGCUCCGUGGAACAUCCCAGGAUGCGCAGCUUCAUGUUGGCGACGGAUUUGUAGUAUGCGACAUGGGCGGUGGAACUGUUGAUCUUAUCUCGUACCGGGUGGCCGAGCUCGAGCCCACCAUCGUUGAAGAGGUGACUAUGGGUACCGGAGGCCAAUGCGGUGGUAGUUUUGUUGACCGAGGCUUUCUCAAAUGGUUCGAGGAGAAGGUUGGUGUGGACAACUUUGGCAAGGUUGCCGGUUGUCGUGCCGAUGAGCUAUCUCGGACAUCAUUACCACCCAAGCUUGGACGCGUGGUGCAAGAGUUCACGCUCACCGCGAAGAGCGGGUUCUCUGGUACAGAAGAGUACUUUCUUCGUCUACCAACCGCGCUCAGCGCAGUUGACGACGAAAAGCGGGGUAUGAAUGAUGGGGAAAUGCAAGUAACCGCGACGGAUAUGAAGAAGAUCUUCGAAAUUCCUCUUCGCCGUACUAAGGAGCUUCUAAAUGGACAAAUUCAGCAAGCGCGUCGAUCUGGUAAGGCGAAGCUCAAGUACAUCUUCAUGGUGGGCGGCUUCGCCGAGUCUCCAUACAUGUACAAGGAACUUAGCGCCCUUGCUCGGGCUUCUGGUAUUCAGGCUAUCAAGCCACCAUACGCAUGGUCUGCUAUUGUGCGUGGUGCAGCUGCCAAGGGCUUGGAGGGCGAUGGGUCUGCCGCUAUUAGGUCUCGAAUUUGUCGUCGUCACUACGGAACAGAUUGCAGCACCCGAUUCCGUGCUGGCGAACACAAGGAGAGCGAUUCUUUCCUUUGCUCGUUCUCUGGUGAGAAGCGUGCUGAUUCUCAGAUGGACUGGAUCAUCAAGAAGGGACAGGAACUCAAGACGUCAGAGGUGGGUCACGGAAAGGUCACCAUAUCUUAUACAGUCUGGUUUGGCUCGAGUAAGAUCUUGACGAUGGCGCUCAUGGCUUCGGAUUCGGACGAGGCGCCCACUUCAUCAUAUGACCCGAAUGUCUACCAUGUCGGGCAGAUGGUGAUCGACUUAAACCCUGUUCCCAAGAAGGAGUGGCGCAAGUCGACUAGUCCUUCUGGCAAGCCUUACUGCUUGCUUGACAUCGAUGUGGAAAUAUCGAUCCAGUCUGCCCUCGAGUACUCCCUUUCCGUCAAUGGCGUCCGGUACGGCUUAGUCACGGCAAACUAUGCUUAA